GGGACACGGGGGGAACCGGGAGGAGCUGGAGGCACCGGGAAGCGGGCUGGUGUCCUGGGAGGGGCGCUGGGGACCCAGCGGGGAUGCUCCUGCGCUCCUGGAAGUCGCUGUUCACCGGGAGGCUGCUGCUCCUGACCAACACCCUGAGCUGCGGGGGCCUCCUGGCAGCCGGGGACUGCCUGCAGCAGGAAUGGCAGCGCCGCAAGCGCCCCGAGAGCCAGCUCCAACUGGGACGCACUGGGCGGAUGUUUGUGGUGGGCUGCAGCCUGGGGCCGCUGAUGCAUUACUGGUACCUCUGGCUGGACUCGGCGUUCCCGGCCCGGGGCGUGCGCUGCCUCAGGACGGUGCUGAAGAAAGUGCUCAUUGACCAGACGGUGGCAUCGCCCAGCAUGGGAGUCUGGUACUUCCUGGCCAUCGGCACCCUGGAGGGCCAAACUCUCCAGGAGAGCUGGGACGAGCUGAAGGAGAAAUUCUGGGAAUUCUACAAGGCUGACUGGUGCGUGUGGCCGGCGGCGCAGAUCCUGAAUUUCCUCUUCCUGCCUCCCACGUACCGCGUGGUUUAUGUCAACGUGGUGACCCUGGGCUGGGACACCUACCUGUCCUACCUCAAACACCGGGUGAGCCUCAGCCCCGUGUGCCCCGGCGGCCGCGGGAGCGCCGGGCUCAUCCCGCUGUCCCCGUUUUCCAGGAGCCGCCGCGGCAGAGCCAGCGCAGCGCCGGGGCGUAGGGAGGGCACGAGGCCGUUCCUGCCUGCACCAAACGGAUUUUCUGGCCACUGUGGAUCCCCUCAGCCGAGGGAGGGGAUGGCCAGAGCCAGCCCCCCCACGUGCCUGCUGCCUGAUUAAUUCAUCUGCUAAUUACAGCCAUGGGUUGGGGUUGUAACAAUCUCUUGUUGCAGGAUAACCUGUAAAGUGAUUUUCUUCUGGGAUUUGCUGGCGGAGCCGGGGUGAGGAGGAGCUGCUGCAGCCCCUGGGAAGGGUCCUGGCUGGAUCUGUUCCCUCUCCAGGGAAAACCUGCCCCUUGCUGCUCCUCCAGCACCUUCCAGCCACCCAAAUCCCCACAAAGUGGAUAUUGGGAAGGAAUUCUUCCGUGUGAGGGUGGCGAGGGGCUGGGCUGGAAUUCCCAGAGGAGCUGUGGCUGU
Messenger RNA from Pseudopodoces humilis (Tibetan ground-tit), 1141 nucleotides. RefSeq names its product MPV17 mitochondrial inner membrane protein like 2 (gene MPV17L2). Gene Ontology annotation, biological process: mitochondrial ribosome assembly. Gene Ontology annotation, cellular component: membrane; mitochondrion; cytoplasm. NCBI's taxonomy places the organism in Eukaryota, Metazoa, Chordata, Aves, Passeriformes, Paridae. The record is from RefSeq and is a predicted model, not a curated record.